AUGGUGGGACAGUUCACCCAGGUCGAUGGUGAGUUUCAGCCUGAGAAGGAUCGUUAUCAUCUCUACGUCUCAUUGGCCUGUCCAUUCGCUCACCGUACUAUCAUCACAAGGAAGAUGAAAGGACUGGAAGAUGCCAUCGGAAUGACCAUUGUAGACUACCUACGAGAUGAGAAUGGAUGGGCAUUCACUGAUCAGCGACCCAAGACAUCCCUGGACACUGUCAAUAACUGCAAGUAUCUGAGGGAGGUCUACAUGAUGGUAGAGCCGGGUUACGAUGGUCGGGUGACCGUACCAGUCCUAUGGGACAAGAAGAUCAUGACCAUUGUAAACAACGAAUCCGCUGAGAUCCUACGUAUCCUGAAUAAACAGUUCAAUGCCUUCUCAGCUACAGAGGAGCAGCGAAAUCUAGACCUCUCUCCAGAUGAGUUGAUGGAAACCAUUGAGGAAAUUAACUCAUGGGUUGCUCAAGACAUCAAUUUGGGCGUGUACAAUGCUGGGUUUGCCACAGCUCAGGAAGCCUAUGACGAAGGUGUAGUCAAACUCUUCAAAGCUCUUGACAGGGUGGAGGAUGUAUUGUCCAAGUCUCGUUAUCUAUGCGGGGAUCGUCUAACCGAGGCCGACAUCCGUCUCUUCACCACCUUGAUACGUUUCGAUGUCGUGUACGUUCACCACUUCAAGUGUAACAAGAAGCGUAUUGUGGACUAUCCCAACUUAUGGGGCUUCACCCGUGACCUUUACCAGACACCGGGGAUUGGAGAAACGGUAGACCAAGAACAUAUCCAGAAACAUUAUCAGAUGGUCCACAGGCACAUCAAUCCUAAUGGUAUCGUCGCCAUCGGACCCGAUCUAGACUUCGAUUCUCCACACGGCAGGGAUGUGAAAUUCCAGAAGUAGGAGGGUCCACAAAGUUCUCGAAAACAAGAGAGUUAUACAAACUAAUCAUACUUAUUUGUUAUUACUUUCCGCUAGUUAAUUUGAUAAUCAUGAGCUAGAUGACCACAUUUAUGUCAAAUUCAAUUGGGUACCGAAGUGCUAACGUCAUAUUCGGUCGUCGUCCAGUUAACUGGUUCCAAACAAAAGUGCUUGCGCAUGAGGUUUACCGCAAAAUCAUUCAAGCAACGGGCUAGAGCAGGGCAUAUUCAGUGUUUAGCGCUGGUGUGAUUAUCACACCAUUCUUUAUGCAUCAAACUGUUUGGAACCAGCAACCUUGAUAACUUGGCCAGUAUGACGUCAUACUUCGGUACUCUAACUAUCUCCGUAGUACAUGUGAUGUAGAAGACAGUAAGAUAGAAUGAAAGAGGCAAAUUAUUACUAUUCUUACUUCCAUGUAGGUAGGCAGAUAAUAUAUUCAUGUCAUUGUCGUGCCUUGUUUUAUGAAAACGCCAAUUUGAUGUUAGCCAGCAGCUAUACUUUACUCUGAAUCGAGUUUAUCAUUCAGCUGCAAGAGGUCUUCAAAACACUUUCAGUCGUAUGAUUGUUAAGAGCUUAAGAUAAUGAAAAUAAUAAUGAAUGGCGCAUGAUAAAUAUGUACAAAAUGUAGAAAGUUUGGAAUAUGAUGUGUUUCCUUUUGAAUAACAUUAUGUCGUAUUUCCAGUAAAGAUGGUGUCGUUGAGGCUUAAUCAUAAUUGUUUUCUUUUUUGUAUUGGUCAUUGAUCCUUAUUUGUGUUUGUUUGUUAUAUUUAGUUUAAUACAUUUUUCAGCAAGUCCGUAUUCAAAAGAAGACAACAUUACAAAAAAUACCUGUACCACUUCUGCAAUGGUGUCAAAUAUUAUUGUUUAUGACUGGCACCCGGGUAGCCUGGGUAAAAUAAGCAAGUUUGUUUAAUGAUUCAGUAGAGCAUUAUGUCUGAACCCCAAUAAUAUGAUUUAAUUUUUUUUUUUUUAUUGUAUACUGACUGUCGUAAGAAUAAUUUUCGUGAGCCGAAUUCUGAAACAGGUUAUCUCCCUCUCGCCAACAUACGAUACCUUAAUUUGUUUGCUCAUAUUUCCUUUGAUUUGGAAUCUUAUCGAAAAGAUGUGUAUGAUAUUGUACUGUAUAAAAAAACGAAUUAAUAAUAAAGAAUAACUUGGACAAAAUA
Molecule: messenger RNA, 2078 nt
Organism: Strongylocentrotus purpuratus (purple sea urchin)
Lineage: Eukaryota; Metazoa; Echinodermata; Echinoidea; Camarodonta; Strongylocentrotidae
Product: glutathionyl-hydroquinone reductase YqjG
Exons: 8
Coding region: 1-894 (297 amino acids)
Cellular component (GO): cytoplasm
Molecular function (GO): glutathione transferase activity
Source: RefSeq, a predicted model, not a curated record